AUGAGGAACUGGGGGGGUCAUUCAUGCCUCGCCUCGUUGAUGGCGGCUCUCUGGGCCACCACCAUUGAGGCGGCCGAUUACAAAAGAUUUGAUGGAGUUCACCGGAUUGAAAAAGCGCACGUUACAGAAGCCGCGGUGCUGGGACCGAGAGACGAUGGCGUGUGCGGGAUCAGCAUGAAGCUCUGCCCUUCCAGCCUCAGUGGAGGAUGCUGUCCGGAUAAUUACGACUGCGCUAAGGAAAGCUGCUAUGCGACCACCAAAGGACCCUCGACAUGUGGCACCUUGGUAGGCUGGUAUGGUUGCGAAGCCGUCUAUGGAGGUGGAUGUUGCCCCGACGGCUACUUGUGUCAGACGGCGGAUGCGUGUUUGCCUCCAUCAGGCUCAGCUUAUACGUAUGGAUGCGCAGCAAGCGAGUAUUUGUGUCCGUCAUCGCUCAGCUACGGCUGCUGUCCCAACGGCAUGGGUUGCGCUAUAAACCAGUGCUACUCUACGGAUCCCGUAACCAUCACGGCUACGAUGGUCAUCACUACAACUGAAGCCGGCAGCCGGACGACAUACAGAACGACUGCGGUCACUAUAUCGACGCCAGACGAACCCACAAUUCUACCGACGGCUGACAACGGCGACGACAGCCAGCAGUUCAUUCUAAAAAAAUAUCCUUCGGCCAUUGCCAAAGUCUCGCCGACCUCUUCAUCAUCAUCCGAUUCAAGUGGUGGAAGCGGAGGACUCUCCACCGGUGCCUUGGCCGGUAUCAUCGCCGGCUCCGUCGCAUUUCUCAUCAUUGUCCUAGUGGCCGCAUUUAUCAUUAUUCGUCAUCUUAACAAGGUGGUCGCCGCUGUUAGCACACCCAGACGCUCUGACGCCUCCAAGUCCCGCCCCUCAAUAAAGGAGUUUAAGCCGACCGACUCUGAAGGUGAUACCUUGAGUAUCAACCCCUUAAUGCUGCCCCCGAGACCGCCUGCGCCUGGUCCAGAAUCGGGACCCUCACCGUAUAAUUUGGGGAGCCCAGACUAUAGCUCCAACGACCAUACACCUAGUGGUGGAGGCGCUGGUUACCAGCCAGUCUCGGGCAGUGCAGGCAAUAGCAGGCACACCAGUUUUGAUGCAACUGCACCCAAUGAUGACUACUUUAAUGCCACGACAGGUGGCCCCAGGUUCAGUCAAUCCACCGCCGUCUCAGCACCACGCACGAGCAAUGACUCCCACGGAACGUAUAGGCACGUUCGAAAUUGGAGCAACGCAUCGGAUGGUUCAGAUGGCGUGCCAGGAUGGACCCCAGCAGCUGCAAUGGAGUUGGAGGCCAAUCCAUAUGUCCCGGAGCUACCGAAUUCUCCCUCAUCUGUGGUAUUCCCGCGAGACGACCGACGACGAUCCAGUGGUGGAAGCACAGUCAGCAACGCAGUACGCCCACCAAUCGCCCACCAGCGCCAGAGGAAUCGGAGCGAGUCUUUGGGACAAUCCGCGCUCGGAGUUGUUGAUGAGGAGAUGCACGGCUUUUAUGGAUCGGCCAAUCAUCUUGUUGGCCAGACAGAUUCACACCGGCCUGGAACUGGGAAAUCGAAACAUGGACCCAAGCCGAAUGAGGGGGAGGGCCAUGCUGAGAGUCAAGAUGAGAGCCAAGAAGAGGGCCGAGGUGAGGACAGAAGCGAGGGCUAUGAGGGAACUCGAAGUUGA
Messenger RNA from Ilyonectria robusta, 1674 nucleotides. RefSeq lists its product as uncharacterized. The record is from RefSeq and is a predicted model, not a curated record. Lineage: Eukaryota; Fungi; Ascomycota; Sordariomycetes; Hypocreales; Nectriaceae. The transcript has 2 exons. Bases 1 to 1674 code for a protein of 557 amino acids.